Messenger RNA from Syngnathus typhle (broad-nosed pipefish), 3686 nucleotides. It is a transcript of the gene khnyn, whose product is annotated as KH and NYN domain containing. NCBI's taxonomy places the organism in Eukaryota, Metazoa, Chordata, Actinopteri, Syngnathiformes, Syngnathidae. Gene Ontology annotation, molecular function: mRNA binding; RNA endonuclease activity. Gene Ontology annotation, cellular component: nucleus; cytoplasmic ribonucleoprotein granule. The record is from RefSeq and is a predicted model, not a curated record. The coding region runs from base 367 to 2727 and encodes 786 amino acids. The transcript is spliced from 9 exons.
UGAGAAACUGUUAAAGCUGCUUAAAUGACCGCUUUCUGUUUUGUAUGUGUGUGCGACGUGUAGGUGGUAUUAGAAUAGACAUUUUUGGCCCAUUGUUUAACGUGUUUCUUAACUGCGUCAUGCUCAGUUUGCUUCUUUUGUUUUCGUGUUCUUCGCGGUUAGUUUCGCUUUCGUCGCUGCCUCGGUGCUUCUGGGUUUAGUGGUCCGCUUGUCCUGUCUUGGCGGAUCGCGUGUUGUGUCGUGUUUUGUUGUGUUGUUGUGUUUUCGAGUUAGAGGUUAGGAAGUUAGUGAUGUGAUCACGGAAGCUUGCGUGUCGGAGCCACUCGGAAAUCGAGACCGAAGAGCAGCAACUCAGGGAAACGAAGGAUGGACGACCAAGGCAAGGUGGGGGAUGACUUUGUGUGCCCUGAGGUAUUGCGGGGACCCCUGAGCUCCCAGCAGGACACAGUGGAGAGAAUAUUCCAGGUGUCGUUCACAAUCGGAACUGGUGACGUCCCGCUCGGCACCAACGGCCAGAUGUGGCUGCGACUGCGGGGGUCAGACUGUGACGUGAAAGCGGCAAAGAUGUUUGUGAAAGGACUUGUGAACCAGGAGGGGCGGCAGGAGAUAUCCUAUCCCGCCGCGCUCAACUGCAUCUUCUGCGGUGCCAAAGGUUUCUUCAUGGACUGCAUGAUCAAGAGCACUUCAGCAGACAUCGUGGUGAGCUCUCCGGGCUCGCUGCUCAUCUCUGGUCUCAUUGAGCCAGUGGUGCGAGCCUAUUCCCUCAUUACUGACCUUUUGGAUCGAUAUAAGGGGGGGCAGGCUGGCUCCUCGGACGCUGAAGAACGAGGUUCGGGUGAGUUGCGGGCCUUCAAAGCGCUGGUGGAAAAACAGGAGGACCGCCACAUCCUGGAUCUCCUCGUACUUCCGAGAUCUGUGAAGGAAGCCCUGCUGGAUUUGGUGAAAGAGUCAGGACAAGGAGAAGUAGGCUUCCAUGAGCGUAGCCUACCUGGGAUGACUUUGGGGGAAGAGCAAAAAGAGGUUCUCCAAGAUGCGGGAGAAGAAAAGCAGCCGGAGCAUGUGGCGGCAUCGGCCGGCCAGGAUGAGGACCAAGUGCGGGAGCUGUCGGCGCCAAACAAAGAGUUUGGGCUUUUGUUGAAAUUCUUCACAACCAUGGGGUACACAGAAGAGGUGGUUAAACGGGUCCUCGGCCGAACGGGACCCAAAGAAGCCUCUCGGAUACUGGAUUUGGUUCAGCAAGAGCAGGACUACAGUUGCAGGGAACAGAGCAAGAGGAAACCGCCUUGUGAGAUGGAUGACGAAACAGUGGGAGGAGCAGAUGUGCCAGGCGAGGUCCGUGGACGUCAGGCCGGCGGCGUUGGGAGCGCACAAACUAAAGAGGAUGACGACUUUGUGUUGGGAGUGCUGAAGAAAGCUGCCGUGAGCUGCGGCUACUUGGAGCACAAGGUGGCCAAGGCUUGCAGCAUGUUGCCAGAUGGCUCCACUCACCUGCUGCUCCUGGAGCUGCAGAAGGAGAAAAGUGCUGGCAUGGAAGGCUUGGAGAAGCAGAGUCAGAAAACUGGAAUGACCAAAGCUGCUGAGAAAAGUGACCCAGAAACACCAAGUCGAGCUAAACCUGUCGCAAAUCUGGACCUGUCGCCCAAGAAUCAAGUCCUUCAACGUUCCAAUCAGGCCAAAGAAUCACCUGGACCAACGUUUCCCUCAUCUUCCACUCGCAGCCCUCGGCCAAAGCCUCAAAAACCGAGCUGCUUGAAAGGAACCCUCCCCGCUCAGCGUUCUCCCACCAGAUGCGGGGAAUGCCGCGAUGCGCCCAGCGUUCCCUCUGUGGUGGUGACGGGCAAGCAGCGCUUCAUGGAGGGUCUGCAGACGCCCUUUGAACUCCAGCUAACAGAUCAACCGGGGAACCCCCAGCUGAGGACCAUUAUCAUUGACGGGAGCAAUGUUGCCAUGAGUCACGGGCUCGGCCACUUCUUCUCGUGCCGAGGCAUCGCUUUGGCCGUUCAGCAUUUUUGGGAGCGAGGUCAUCGGCACAUCAGCGCCCUGCUGCCUCAGUGGCGUCAGAAGAGCGACCCCCGCGCCAGAGAGCAGCACUAUCUAGGAGAGCUGCAGAAGCUGGGCCUCCUGUCCUACACACCCUCAAGGGAGGUCCUGGGCACGAGGAUUAGCUCGUACGACGACAGACUAAUGCUGAAGCUGGCGCAAAAGACAGGCGGCGUGAUUGUGACCAACGACAAUCUGAGGGACCUUUUGGAGGAGUCGGACGCAUGGAGAGACAUCAUCAAAAAGAGACUGCUUCAGUACACGUUUGUUGGUGAUCAUUUCAUGGUUCCAGAUGACCCACUGGGAAGGGAGGGCCCUCAUCUGGAUGACUUCCUCCGUUCGGACCGCAGGACACCCGACCCUGCUGGUGUAGCCAAGAACUCCCCUUCUUUUAAUCCUCUGCGCUCACAAAUUCCAGUCCACAACUUUCCUGAGCAAACACCAGAUGGUGCUCUGAUUGGAGCAGGUGAAGGGAGGCAGGGAGAGGAAAGUCAUCACCCCAAGUCCGGAGAACAGCAAGGCCCCGAGGCCAUUUCAGUAAGCAGAACGGUGGAGGCCACAGCGGAAUUGAGAGAGCGUCUUUGUCAGGUGUUUCCUGGUCAGGACAACAUGGUGAUGCUGGUUUUGCAGAGUAACCCGACCGAGAACGACCUCAAUGUGCUCUCAGCCCUUCUUUUGGAGCAAUAGAACUUUUGCAGUUUAGUCAGGGUCACACAACUGAAAUGUCUUUUUUUUAAUCUACCGCUCCCCAUGGUGCCCGCAAAAUUAUCUGUCAGGUAUAUCAAAGGUUUUAGACUGCUUUUGUCCAAGGGACCACCAUUGUAACCAAGAAGCAACUCAGGAACUUCUGCUUUGGCAGAAACAGUGAUCCCUCGCUACUUCGCGUUUCGUUUAUCGCGGCUUCGCUACAUCGCAGAUUUUAUUUUCCGAAUUGAAAAAAAAGCAUUUAAAAGUCAAAGUAAAACUUCUAAAUUGAGUAAACAUGUGUCUAACCUUUAGUACAAUGUAGUAUUGCUCCAAAUGGUCGUUUACAUUCUUUUAGAAGUCCGUUUUCGCGUGUUAGCACGAUCGCGAAUUAACAUCUUUCCGCUAACUCGUUAGGCGGCCCAGUACUUCUUGUUGGCGACGUACUUCGCGGAUUUCACUUAUCGCGGGUGGUUUUUGGAACCAAUUAUCCGCUAUAAACGAGGGAUUACUGUAUUAUUUUAUUUUGCACUGAAGGAGGUUAGACCUGUACAUGCGAUUGAUUAGCAUCUGUAUGGCUAUGUUGGGAAUUUCAGCUCCAUUUGACAUAAUUUGGAUGGGUAAACGAUUCACAAAAUUAGCUGGAAAACAAAUCAAGUAUAAAUGAUGAAUCCUUUUUAUCUUUUAAAAAGAAGAUUACAAUUAUUUCCAAUUUAACGGAGCACCGCAAUUCCGCCACGGCCCACUAGAGGGCCGCGGACCACCGCGAUGUGCAUGAAAGCUGACCUCUGCAUUUGAGGAGCCGUUUGUGGUAUCAAUGCCUUGCUCAAAGACACCACACCCGAUGCAACAGAAGAAACGACAUCUUGUCACAACAGUGUUUAUACCUUUUUCAUGCUCCUUGAGAUUUUAUUAUUUUUGAAUCUGUGUUCUUCCCGUUCAAUAAACGUCCAAAAACGCGC